CUCAUAUACUUAGUAUUCUUAUCCAACCUUCCCCGCAGUCACCCUGUUAUCCCAGGCUUCCACUCCCUCUUGGACUGCAUUAGUGCACGCUCCACACCAUCACUCCGUCGACCAUGCCCCGCAAAGAGUUCCAGAGGGACCUCAUUCAAGCUUCAGUGCCAGGGCGAUUUCCCCACCUGAAAGGUGUAAGAGCGGGGGAAGAGCAUGGCUUGGUCCUGUUUACCUACACGGCACCCUUCAGCGCUCAGACGAUUGAUUUUCAGACAUCGGUAUUAGACACUAAUGACUAUCCCGGUGAUCAUACAUACUUUACAUUCGCAGCGAGCGAUAACAUUCCCGAUGAUGUGUCCAAGGCUAUUGAACGUUUGCAACCCACUUUUGCCGGGUUAGCGAUUGAGCCUUUUCUGGAAUGUAUCAGCGACUGCAUAGAUGAUGCUUUGCUUGGGAUAGACUCUGCGUUGGAUCCUCUUCAUGAGGGUGACUCUGAAAGUGAUAUUUUCUCUGGUGAUGAUAUGGACUUCGAUAUUGACUCUACCGCCCAAUUUACGCCGUCGAUAGACAAGGCCGAGGUGAUGAAGCAAAUACGCUCAGACAUGAGUGCUGUAAAAAAGGCCGGUUAUCGAGUUGGCUUCCUCGGGGAACUAACUGGAUCUCUCAUCGUCUCGAUCUCCUGUCGAAUAGCGAAGCUUGGUAUUUCCAAAGUCGCCAUGCAGGCUUGGAAUGUCCGUCCAUCGCAGUAUCUGGUUUUGCUUCUGCGAUAUCCCUUUGGUUACUGCAACCUCGACAAGGCAAUUUCCAGGUCCAUGCCGAAGACAUCAUUAAUUCAGAUGAACGUUGGUCUUUGCAAUUCCUACAAGCCUAGCUUGUCCUCUGCUACGCAAGCUUUCGUUGCGACAGAGACCGAAAUCCCAGAAAAUACCAAGAAGGCGGGUCCAGAUAUGCAGUCGUUCUUCAUUGGCGACUCAUUGCAUACGCUUCUCAAUACACACUUGAUAAACUUAGUACGGCAUCGUAUCCAUCAUUGUUUCACGUGGACCGGUGCCGAACUUUACUUGAAGAAUAGCCAAGGCAGGCUCCCAGAUUCUGAAGAGGUGGCACGCGAAGUGUACUUCGUUCCAGAAGCUUGGAACGAUACGACUCCACAGUUCCUGCGAGCAGAUCAUAUCUCUGAAGAAAAGCCUCCACUAUCCCUUCCUCUGAUUGCAAUACAAUUCACCCUUCGGAGGUUUGUUAAGUGCACCGAGUUCUGCCUCAAUUGUUAUUGCAAGGUCGAUGAAGGCUUCGAGGCACUUAUGCCCUAUGUUUGCUCAAACAGCUUGUGUCUGUACCAGUACAUGAGGCUUGGUAUGGGGCCUAGUCUGGAGUGGGAGAUAAUAUCCCAGCCUUUUGUCGUGGAUAUGCUUGUCAGUUUUACCUAUGCUCGAGCAAUGACUGGCUACCUGGAAAACUUACCCACGGGUCUUGGAAUGAAUGUCCCUACAUAUUAUCGCGAUGAAAACGACCAAAUGAUUUACCAUGGACGGCUCAACAAAACUACAAUGCAGAUUGACGUCCAUGAUACGCUGGAUUUGAGACCGGGUGAUUGGAUUGCGAUUGUACCCUCCGGUGCACAUAUUCGCUAUGGAAGGCCUCAGUGGCACUGUCGCGUGCAGGACGCCAAUUUCCCCCCUUUUAUUCAGCUUUCACGUCCAGUUAGUAGAGAAAUACCGGCUGAACAUGGUAAUAAUUUCAAAGAGAGCAACAUGGUACAAUUUGUGACAUACAAAGGAUGCUUCGACGAUUUGCCUGACAGUACAAAAUGCGAUGCGAUAGUGAUGCUUCUAGAUACGCUUCCCGACGUUAACUCAAUGCGGUCAUUUAUUUUGAGCCACCCUAGCGGCAAUUUCAAAAGGAUGUUGGCUUCGUGGAGCGAUAGAAUAUCUCCAGCUGCUCUUUAUGUUCUUAGAUGGAUUGUUGCAUCAAACCGAUCGUGUAUCAGGUACGAGGACGAUCCUGAACACCAAAUCCCGGACUUGAAAGGAUAUGCCCAGUUCAGGCUCGCGCAAGGUGCACCUGAUAAGGAGCAGCGUUUUGUCAGCGCAGUUAAGUCACUUUCUUCCUCCCAUAACGCAGAGUACCCAACGCUAUUUGCUUGGCAUGGAAGCCCAGUAUACAACUGGCAUAGCAUUCUACGCGAAGGACUCCAUUUCAAAACGAUCGCGAAUGGUCGUAGUUCGGGACACGGAGUUUAUAUGUCGCCACGAUUUCAACAUUCAUUGGAAUAUGCCCAUCAGGUGGCUACACCUUGGCGCAAUAGCAUCCUGAAGAUCGACAGAGCCCUGUCGCUGAAUGAAGUAGUCAAUGUCCCCGAGCAAUUCGUGCACAACAGCAGCUACUAUGUGGUAGACAGACUGGAUUGGAUUCAACCCAGGUAUCUCAUCAUUGGGCAUAGGAGUACUUCUCUGAAGACGGACAGCGUGGGACUAGAACCAUCAAUUACCUAUACUCAGCACCCUGAGUAUGAGGCCUGUGGCCCCAAUGAUCAAGCUCUGAUGCUCCCUAUUUCUGCUGUUAGCAGUCAUUGGAGUCAGAAGUAUGCCGAAGAAACAACAGGAAGUACACGUGAAGGCCAGCUUUCACAUGAUGUGGUGCUAGUCUCCGAUGAUGACCACGACAGUGUCCUUACAGUGGCUGAUGAUCACUGGCUGCUCGACGCAGACACUAUAACUAGCACCGAUACUCACGAGGCCGCGAAUGAGGCCAACUAUGAUCUGUCCAAAACUGACUUUCGACCCGGAAGUCUGGAGGAGUCUGCUCUUCAGCUACUUGGCCCACCGAAGUAUGCCACAAUGGUAGCGACCAAGUCUCUGCAGAGGCAUCUUCAGGCCACAUUGAAAGUGCAAGAACGGGAGCCCUUGCAUGCACUCGGCUGGUAUAUUGAUCCAAGUCUCGUGAACAACGUUUAUCAGUGGAUUGUGCAGCUACACAGCUUCGAACCGUCCCUGCCGCUGGCCAAGGAUCUGAAGGCGGCGGGUUUGACAGCCAUUGUCAUGGAGUUGCGGUUUCCACCUCAGUUCCCAAUGUCACCCCCCUUUGUGCGCAUUAUUCGCCCGCGAUUUCUACCGUUUAGCCAGGGAGGUGGGGGCCAUGUUACGGCUGGGGGGGCGAUGUGCAUGGAGCUGCUGACCAGCUCAGGCUGGUCCCCUGUAUCCAGCAUUGAAAGUGUCUUGCUGCAGGUCCGCAUGGCUCUGACCAGCAGAGAUCCAGUACCGGCUCGCCUCGACCAACGGAGUACUCAGGAUUAUUCUGUUGGCGAAGCUGUGGCUGCAUAUACGAGAGUUUGUCAAUUGCAUGGGUGGGACGUUCCUGACGACCUCGGGCAAGUCUCAUGGUAAGUGUAAUGGGCUUGUGCGAGAUAUUUUACAGUGUUACGUGCAAAUCGCCU
This is a messenger RNA of Aspergillus caelatus, 3424 nucleotides long. RefSeq names its product putative ubiquitin conjugating enzyme. Bases 114 to 3374 code for a protein of 1086 amino acids. NCBI's taxonomy places the organism in Eukaryota, Fungi, Ascomycota, Eurotiomycetes, Eurotiales, Aspergillaceae. The record is from RefSeq and is a predicted model, not a curated record. The transcript is spliced from 2 exons. Gene Ontology annotation, molecular function: NAD+ poly-ADP-ribosyltransferase activity.